AUGGAUCCAUAUCAACAGACUUCCGACUAUGCGCCGCCUAUGGGACCGCCACCUGGUGCACCACCACAGGGCAUCGUGCCUCCGUCUGGCCCUCCGCCUGGCUCCUUUCAAGGGCAGCCGAGUGUGCCGAUGGGGUACGGCCAGGCUCACAUCCAAGGGGUCGCUGGAAGGGGCCGCACGCCGUCAUAUUCUUCAGCUAUAGUCGACGAAGCAAACAGGAAAUGGGGAGCGCCUCCAGUCCGGCGGAAGCCCAUCGGAGUUCCUGUCCCACUGCCGCAACAGCAACAGCAACAGCAGCCGCCGCAGAUGGGAAUGCAGCCGACCCCAGUCACUCGUACGAGUACAAGCUCAUCACUACGUGGGAUGAUGAACACUCUUAAGUCGAAAGCCCAAGUCGAAGCUCGCGCUUUGGCAAAGACAGUGAAGCAGUACCAAAAUGAGCACAGCCAUGGAGCCCAGGCUCAAAAUUAUGGAGGAAAAUACCAACAACCUUAUGGAGCUGCACCUGAUGGGAGUCCUUACGCGAGCCCAGGUGGGCAGACCUACCAGUAUAACCCUGGUGUACAACCCUCAACCCCUCAGGCUCAGUUUCAAGCUCCUUUGCAGCAGCCAGCGGCACAGACUUACCAGUAUCAAUAUCCGGGUGCAGUGCAGUCACCUAUCACUCAACCGACGGGCUCGCAAACCCCAGGAGGAUAUGUAUAUGGUGGGUCCUCUCAGCCUUUGCAAUCGGACCCGGCCACUCCAGCGCAGAACCCUACAGGAGCAUAUUACUCAAGCACCGUAGAUGUUCAAAGCCAGCCGUAUGCUGCAACACCUGCUAGCCAAUAUCAGUACAACCUCCCGGCAGCCUCUACUUUCCAAAGCCAAUACCCUGUCGCAGAUGCUGGCGCAUCAACAUAUACAUAUCCUCAGACAGGAUCUGCUCCUCCUGGACAACCUCCCUUGACGGAUACAAAUUUUAAUGUUGCCAGUUCACCGUCUGUAGCCAACAUUUCCUAUGGGUUGUCCACAUUACAAUACCCAGACACAGGAGCGACUGUCCCUAUUUCGCAAGGACUGCAGAGCACGCCGGAUGGUGGCUACAUGAUUUCGAGUAAUGCUACCGCCGUACCUGGGCCACAGCCAAGUGUUAGCGAGAGUGGCUACACAUAUCCCGGCACUGCUGCAGCCUCAACUGGGCAACAGCAAACUAUACCUGGGACAGGUUACAGUUAUCCUGGCACUGGUGCUACCUUAUCAGGGCCACAGACAGGUGAAAACCCAUAUAUUACCACAAAUGUGAUCGCCCAAGAUCAGGAGAAGCAACAGCAACAGCAACAGCAACAGCCCUUGGAGAACACUAGCGUCGAUAUCCAGCCGCCGCAUAUUCCUGCUCCGUCAGAUGGUGCCACUCAUCAGGCCAACUCUAGGAUAGAAUCAGCACUUCAGGAUGGGAAUAUUCUCAUUACUUCGGAGACGCCAGUUGUUGCCCCGAAGCCUAGUACUAGGAUCCAUGCCGCGCUCCUUGAUCCUAGCCCAGCCGACAGCCCUGAAUCACCACCUUCUGCUCCUCAAUCGAAUUCGAGAAUAGAAGCUGCACUCCAAGAACCGAUCACUGCAGCCGCUGAACCUCAGCCAAAUGCUAGAAUAAAUGCCGCUCUUCAAGAAGAGCAGAAGACCGCCCCUGAUUCAAUAAUAGCACCACCGACAGCGCUGGAGAAUGGCUCUACUGUUGGAGAACAGCCCCCUUCAUUGCCACCACCUCAAGCACAGAAGACUAUUGAAACAUUGGGUCCUUCCAUUCCUGCUGCCACCCCAGCUACCUUUUCCAUUUUGCCUUUGGGCGAGGAGGAAGUGAAACCCUUACAGGCAACCCAGUCUUUCCCACCCGCAAUCGGAGAACAGACAUUAAUCACCUCGCAACAAGCUCCAGAGCCAGCACAACAUCAUGCAUACCCAGCUACCGCGGGGCCGGAACCUCUUGAUUUUCACGCUCCGGCGACUGUUCCUGGCCUCUCUCCGUUUGAACAUUUUAGCCCUGCCCCGCCCGUGAUUGAGCAGAACCCAAUGCCAAAUCUCAAUGCUCCAGUUCUUCCACCGCCUGUUGUCUCGCAGACAACCCAAGACUAUGAGCUGCCGAGCUUACCCCCUGGUCCUCCGCCUGGAGCCCUGCCCAUCCAGGACUUCAACGCCCCUGCGAUGCCACCACCGCCUGGAGUAGGGCAGGCUUCUAUCUACGAAUUCCAGCCUCCUACUCAAGUUCCACCCCCUGGGCCUCUGGCAGAGACACAAACUGGAAUCUCUAGCUCUGAUGACAUAAGUUAUGUCAUCGAUGGCAUGGGCAAGUUGUCGGUCGUUAGGGGAAAUGCUGUCGAGCCCUUUAGAGAUUUCCACAGCACAUCUCAUACGAAAGACAGCACAUGGAUUGAGGAUAUCCCACGCCGGCAGCCCCUUCAACUGUCCGAGUAUGGAGAACCAAACGAGGCAGUGUGGUUCUGUCCAGGCAAUGCACACGACAAUGGCUACGUUGCGACCUGGUUUUAUUUACCCAGCGCGCCUGAUUUCUUAAUAUGCACCCGAUGCUAUGCAACACAUCUGAAGAACACCAACUUGGCAUCUAGUUUUUCGAAGAAAAAGACGCACGGUGCGAGAUGCCGCUUCGACGUCUCCCGCAUAACCUCAGUACUCGUCCCGCAAUGUGUACAGAUGGGAAACGUUGAGCCCCUGGCAGAGUACUUGGCAAAGCGGAUCAGUAUCAAGGAUUGCGCUCUGAAGAAAGGGUUCAAUGGAAAUGAUGGAAUUAAGGUCUGGGUGAUCGAGAGAGAAACAAACGACGUCAUGAAGAACUUUAUCGCCUGCCAGGCAUGUUACGAAGAUCGCGUUCUGGCAAGCAACUAUGCUGGGGAAUUCAUUCCUAGGCAGCAGAAGUACCCCGAACCGCAGGCAGCGAGUUUGACAUGGUAUUGCGACCUCAACGCGUUUGGUUAUUCGAGGAGGUCCUUUGAUAUCUAUUCGAGAAACAACGCCCCGUUCAUGGACUGGGUCACUAAAGCAACGAAACUGUUCCAGCUCCCGGAGUGCGAAGCUGACCAGGGCGUUGAGGCAUCAAGUCGAGAAUGGGUUCGGCCAAAGGACCCAGUAGAGACAAUGGUCAUUUGCGAGAAAUGUUACUUUAAUGAGCUGUGCUGGACGGCUCUGGAGGACGCUUUCGAAUAUAUACCAAUAGAGAAGCCCGCCAGGGGUUCAGAGCGCAUGGAUUAUAUUUUCGGAAUCCGGGAAACCCCAGCAACAUCAUGGACAUGCGAUGCUCGUGUAUCUCAGAUUGAAAAUGUUCUUGCUGGAGCCCUCCUGCGCCAGGACGCCGCUGUCUUUAGCAGAUGUGCUCGCACAGUCAUGUCGAGCCCCAAAUGCGUGUCCCAAGGCAUCACCAAUGGGACCUGGUACACCCCCAAAGGUGGCCCGAGCAACUACGUGAUGUGCGCUGCCUGCUUCGCUGGGUUCUGCGACGCGUUCCUGGAAUGCGGCCACAUGUUCGAGCUGAGCCCCCUCAGCGGAUCCUCUGACACAGUCGUGUGCAGCUUCAACAGUGCCAGCCCCCGACGAUAUCAAUUCCUAUUCAGCAUGUACCAGGCGACGCAGGAGGGUGUUUGGUCCAUUGCACAGGAUACGAUCCGGAACUAUAUCAACAUACCCGAGUGCCCACGCAACAACCAUGUCGCGAGUCGCAGAUGGUACGGCUGGGGCGACUGUCUGAUCUGCCAAGACUGCUACCAGGAGGUUAUCAAGGACAUGAGGAAAGGUCUCCCGUUCGAGCUGGAGGAUCAACUGGUGGAGGAGGAACGCAUGUGCUCGAUGUACUCCCCGCGCAUGCGUGAGAAGUUUAGUAUGGCGGUUGAGAAGGGCGAUUCUACGGAACUCGUUGAAUACUCGCGGGUGCGCAUUCAGGUCUGGACACAGACGAUACCGCAGAUUAAGAUGCUGCGGCAGAUGCAGGAGAUGCAGAUGAUGACCGCCAUGUCGGCUGGCAUGGCCGGACUAAUGUACCAAGGCGCGGGGGCCGUCCAGAGCAUUGCUGGGACGACUGACGGAUAUCUACAUGGCAACAGUAGCGUCGGAUGGCAUGACACGGAGAAUGGCGCAACAGCUGGCCAGAAGUUUAAUGAGAUGAGCAGCGGGAUGAGCGCGGCGAACAGCGGAGGCACUUGGGGGCAGAUCUUUAUGCUGCAGGCACAGUGGGAGCGGUAUGAGUAG
This is a messenger RNA of Clonostachys byssicola, 4233 nucleotides long. Lineage: Eukaryota; Fungi; Ascomycota; Sordariomycetes; Hypocreales; Bionectriaceae. The record is from the annotation of a GenBank genome assembly.